AUGGCAAUGACAAGGUCUGUCCUCCGUUUUGGACUCAUUUUGGUCUUCUUCGUGUUGCAGCGUGGCGUUUUUGGACACGUGAUCUGUCCAGGAUGUCUGGCACCUUUUGUGCAGCUUGGUGGUCGAUGCUACUUCUUCUCCUAUAUGCAGAAAUCGUGGUCACAUGCACAAGCCUAUUGCAGGAGCAAAUCUUCACAUUUGGCAAGAAUAACUUCCCAGCAUGAGAAUAACAUGAUUGUCUCCUACGUACGAACUUAUUUUCCUGCCGACUUCAACUGGUGGCUGGGUGGCAAUGACAUGGCACAGGAGGGCAGGUGGGUGUGGGUGGAUACUAACAAGGUUAUGACGUAUACUAACUGGAAUCCAGAAGAACCUAACAACAUCAAAGGAAUCGAGCACUGCUUGGAAUUGCGGUCAGACUAUACACAUAAAUGGAAUGAUGCACCGUGUGGGAAGGCAAAGAGUUUCAUAUGUGAAAAGUAGCAAAGGUGGCCAUUUCCCUGAACUACCAAGUAGUUGAAGAUAAUCAAUUUCGUGAAAUUGAAAUAUUUCAUUAAACAGACAACUGGAGGCUUUAUUUGGAUACAUCUGGUUGCAUUUUCAUCUAGCUGAUAUAUGGAAUGUGCAACUUCUCUAUACUGCAAAAGUCAUUUGAUUGUUUCCUUUAUUACUAUGUGGACUUAUUUUAUAUCUUCUGUCAUUUCUCGUUUUGUUAGUAGGCCUACUGGUUGCAUGAGUGAGUACUAUUUUGUGCAUUUAAGAAAGCAUUCCUGUCUUUAAUUCGA
Molecule: messenger RNA, 785 nt
Organism: Lingula anatina
Lineage: Eukaryota; Metazoa; Brachiopoda; Lingulata; Lingulida; Lingulidae
Product: perlucin-like
Source: RefSeq, a predicted model, not a curated record